Messenger RNA from Soboliphyme baturini, 387 nucleotides. The record is from the annotation of a GenBank genome assembly. Lineage: Eukaryota; Metazoa; Nematoda; Enoplea; Dioctophymatida; Soboliphymatidae.
AUGAAGAAAGCCGAAACCAGAAAUCGUACGCAGCGUGAAUCAACGGGAAGAGCGGCAUCGACGUUGCUCGAAUUUGUCAAAAGUGUCCCUUUAGUAGUUUUUAGCUCAAUGAAAACUGACUACUUCGCCUUAACUACUGGCCGAAACGGUUCACGUGCCGAAACGCCUGGCUUAGAAAAUUCUGAUCUACGCGAACUCAAAUUUACGACCAAUUCGAAGAAGUUUACGAGCAGUGAGUUCUCGGCAGAUACGGAUCGUUCGAAAGGUCUCCUGAACAAGCUGACCGAACAGUUGCAGCUGUGCUUUCUCAAUCUAGAGAAGUUGUACCUUUACAAAGAGGCGUUCUCAAUGCCAAAUGCUGCUGAAAAACCUGAGCUCAUCCAUUAG